This is a messenger RNA of Ahaetulla prasina, 7431 nucleotides long. It is a transcript of the gene PEAK1, whose product is annotated as pseudopodium enriched atypical kinase 1. Gene Ontology annotation, molecular function: ATP binding; protein kinase activity. Bases 382 to 5679 code for a protein of 1765 amino acids. Lineage: Eukaryota; Metazoa; Chordata; Lepidosauria; Squamata; Colubridae. Gene Ontology annotation, cellular component: focal adhesion; actin cytoskeleton. The transcript is spliced from 7 exons. The record is from RefSeq and is a predicted model, not a curated record. Gene Ontology annotation, biological process: protein phosphorylation.
CCUUGGCAGGCCGCCGGUUCUUCGCCCGCCAGCGAGCGAGCGAGGCAGCUAGCCAGCCAGCCAGCCAGCGGCCGCCGAGUCCCUCCGGCGGGGAAGGAACGGCGGCGGAGCGCUCGGCGCCCCGCGGAGAGCCGCCCUCCGCCUCCCCGGACCCGUGCAGGGGAGGAAAAGAUCUUGGUAAUCUAUAAAUAAGAAAGGCAAAUGCUACAAAGGAUUCAUGAUGAUCCCUUAAAUACAGAGGCCAACUAAAAACCAGUGCUAAUAUAUGCACGCUUUUGUGCCACAUAUUCAGGAUGAACCAGAUUUGAUUAUGCAAGCAAGACAGCAUUAAAUAAUAAGGAAUGAUCUUACCACGCACUGAACAAUCUUUAACCUCAAAAAAUGUCUGCUUGCAAUGCCUUCACUGAACAUGUGUGGAAACCUGGUGAAUGUAAAAAUUGCUUCAAGCCAAAAAACUUGCAUCAGCCGCCUCCAGGCCCUGAAAAAGCUCCAGUCUCAAAUUCAAAUAUAAAAACCAAUGCAAUUCACAGCAACCAGCAUAAUAAGAAUACAGGAAAUUUUCGGCCACCUGUGGCAAAGAAACCCACCAUUGCUGUGAAACCCACCAUGGUGACAAUAGAUGGACAGGGUAUGUGUGGUGAAAUCGACUCACAAGAUCUUUGUGAGAACAAACCAGCUCUUGUAGGUUGGAAUCAAAAUAUAACUGUUUUGAAGAAAAAGCCACUGAAUAAUAACAACAAUAAUGAAGAAGAGGAAGAAGAAGAGGUUGAAAAUUACAGCCAUAUUCAUAGGUCUUUUGGAAAUAAUGAUGAUACAGAUAAAGCUCCAAGCAACAAUAAUGGUCUCACUGAUGUAUUGAAGGAAAUUGCCGGUUUAGAUCAUUCAACUUUCCUAACAAGAAAUGAAAUUAAUUCAAGAGAGGUAUUCUUGGGACGAAUAAACACUUGUUAUAAGAAGUCAUUAGAAAGAAAGAUCCCUUCAAGUUGCCUGAUGGGUGGAACAAAGUCACAAAAUAAGCAUGUUGUAUUGAGUGGAACUACUGCUGUAAUAAGCAGUGAAGGUGGCCGUUUCUGCUACCCUGAAUUCUCCAGCGAAGAUGAAAGUGAGGAUGACCUGUUUUUUGGCAGCAUCCAUGAUGAUCAUGAGAGCUGGGAUGAAAGUGACGAAGAGUUGCUAGCAAUGGAAAUUCGCAUGAGGGGACAGCCACGUUUUGCUAACUUUAGAGCAAACACGCUGUCACCUGUUCGAUUUUUUGUUGACAAAAAAUGGAAUACAGUGCCUUUAAGGCAUAAGUCUCUUCAGAGAUUUUGUGCGGUAGACUACGAUGACAGCUAUGAUGAAAUUUUGAAUGGCUACGGAGAUGACCCUGUAAUUCUUUUUGGACCAGAAGGCGUGCAGAGCAUGGUUUCAUCCGAUUCUAUGUCCCCUGAUUCUUCUCUGACUGAAGAAUCUCAUUCCGGAACGGCCAGCAGUUCUUCCCAAAAGCUUUGCAAUGGUAGAGUGUCUCCCAACAGUCCUAAAGGUAGCAGAUUAAUGGAAGGAGGAGGUGAUAACAGGUUUUCUGAUGACCAGCAAGUUAAAGUUUCAAUUAAAAACACUGAAAACGCUACUCAGAUUGUAGAGACCCACAAAGCUGUGCUUGCCGUUAGGCUAGAAGAAAAAGAUAGCAAGACUGCUAUCCCCAGUGAUAAGCAAGAAUGGAAAAGUUCUUUAAAUAUGCCAGUUCAGACAACAACUAUAAAUCUGAUCCCCAUGGAAGAACAAGCAAAGCCUUACAGAGUAGUAAAUAUGGAGCAACCAGUGUGCAAACCUUAUACAAUAGUGGAUGUAUCAGCAGCCAUGACACAUGAAAGUAUAGAGAAUCGGGCAAAAAAACUGGAUACCAGAUACAUUUGGUCUAACCCAAAUUCACCAGAUGCCCUCAGUGCAAAUGCUAUGUCUCAUUCUGUGUCAUGUGGACAAGUAACUCCUAAUCUUAAAAAAUCCAACACUGCCAGAUACCAGGAAGUUUGGACUUCCAGUACAAGUCCGCGACAAAAAAUCCCCAAAGUGGAAUUAACUGCCAAUGUUCCAGGGCCUUCUGUUCCUGUAAGGAGAAAUAUCCAUAAAUCUGCUCCCACUUCGCCUACAUCAACACACAUUUCUACAAAAACAAUCCCGGUCAAGUCUCCUAACUUGUCCGAAAUAAAAUUCAACAGCUAUAAUAAUGCUGGCAUGCCCCCCUUCCCAAUAAUUAUUCAUGAUGAGCCAACAUAUGCUAGAUGUUCCAAGAAUGCCAUCAAAGUUCCUAUUGUAAUAAAUCCCAAUGCAUAUGACAACUUGGCCAUCUAUAAAAGUUUUUUAGGCACUAAUGGAGAUCUUUCCUUUAAAAAUAAAACCACUAGUAUCAUCAGCCAUACGUACGAAGAAAUAGAAACAGGAAGCACCGUAUCUGAAAAUAUACCUAAUAGGUCUGCAGAAUUACCCCAAGCAAAAGGUUCAGGCAAUAACACCGAGAGGAGACUGGGCUCUGUAGCUCAGAAGGUUCAGGAAUUCAAUAGCUGCCUUGGAAAAGGUCAGACUUCACCCAAAAUGUCUUGCCGUGGCUCCCCAACAAAAAUACAAAGAACUUUUCAGGAUUCUUUGGCUGAAGUAGAUGAUAAUCAGGAAAUAUCUAAUGACAGUCGAGAAAAUGCCUGUGCAGUACUGUCACAGAUCGUAGCAUCAAUCCAACCUCCACAAUCUCCUCCAGAAGCCCCUCAGGCUGGCCCUAAGUCUUGCAGCGUUGAAGAACUCUACUCUCUGCCUCCUGAUGCAGACCCAGACAAGAGCACCCCAGUGCGACCAAAAUCACUUUUUUCAAUGCAACCUCAUCCUAAUGCUGAGGGAAUCAAAGCCACAGAUGUUACAUCCAAGGAAAUCGCUUCCAAAUCUCCAGUCGUGCAGCCUUCAAGACUCAUGGCAACUUCUCCAAGUCCCAAAACUGAGCAGGCUCCCCCUUUCCCACCUCCCCGGUCCACCUCUUCACCUUAUCAUGCCAGCAAAGUGUUGCAAAAACAUUUCGGCAAUCGGAGCAAACCCCUGAGCCCAGCUAGAUCCACUGAGGCUGAAUCUGUUUUGCAUUCAGAAGGUAGGCGAGCGGUUGAUGCCAAGCCAAAGCGAUGGAUAUCCUUUAAGAGUUUCUUUCGCCGCAAAAAGACCGAAGAAGAGGAGGACAGAGAGAGAGAGAAAGGGAAACUUGUGGGUCUUGAUGGGACUGUCAUUCAUAUGCUUCCGCCGCCUCCUGUCGAACGUCACAAUUGGUUCAGUGAAUCCAGAACAGAUGCCAAUGAGAAACCGUCCGUGGUUUUUAUGUUUAAAUGUGAUCAGGCAAAGUUGGAAACAAAAAACAAUGAAACCAAAACUGAAGUGGAGCCCACCGUUGAAAUCAUGACAGCCGAGAGGGGAGAAGCCGAAAAUCAUCCAGAGUCACCAGAAGAAAACUUAAAGAGCCAUCCCUCUUCACCUCAACUUCCAAAGGAAAUUCUCAGCUCACCAGACCCCAGUGGAAUAAAUGCUUCACCAGAGUUUCGAGACAUGAUUAAAAGGCUCAAGAAGGCUCUGAGAGAAUUUCCUUUAAUGGGGAACUGUGUGAGUGAGUAUAGUGGUCAAGUGCCUGAUGAGAAAACAAAACCUGUGAAAAAUGUGUCCCCUCCAAUUCCAACUUCUGCGUUUGAAAAGCAGGACGUUGACAUCCCUACAUUCUCCACUCCAGAAAUAUUACAGUUGGAAGAUGAGAGAGAAGAAAUGUCUGAUUCUUCUGACGUGAGUGCCUGCAGUGCUACCUAUAGUAACUUGGGGCAAUCCAGAGCAGCGAUGAUGCCUCCAAAGCAUCCCCGGCAACUCAAGGGAGCUUUGGAGGAUGCCAUUGCAUUUGGGGGAAUAUCCGAUCCAGAAAUAUCAGCCGUCUUAAAUCCCACUCCACCUCCACUGCCAAAGAAGACCAUUUUGAGAGCACACACCGAACCACUCCCGAAAGACCUCCAGAAGCAGGUUGUUGAAAGUAGCCUCUGUGUGAUGGCUAACCCUACCUAUGACAUCGACACUAACUGGGAAGGAAGCAGCAUCUGCUCUUCCGUCAGCUCAGAAUUCAAGGCAGUGGACAAUGAAUCUGGGGAUUCUCUGGGCAGACCCCCAGAAAAGGCAGUUUCACCUAGCACCAACCUCGCUGCUAUCCGUAUGAAGAAGAGUGGUUCCACUAGCAUGGAGUCUGGCUCCGUUAGGCCUGUUACCCACAGUAAGCAGGGUAAAGCUGGCCCAAAGCCCCAUCAGCAAGCGCUUUACAGAGGAAUUGAAAACAGAGAAGAGGUGGUGAGCAAGAUCAGAAGCCUUCACGCAGAUUCACUGAAGAAACUGUCCGUCAGAUGUGAGGAUCUUUUUAUGGCCGGACAGAAAAAUCAGCUUCGAUUUGGGUUAGACAGUUGGUCAGACUUCAGAUUAAGCAGUGACAGGCCGUGCUGCGAGGCAGGAGAUGCUGUGUACUACCCUGCUUCUUAUGCGAAAGAUUCACUCAACAAUUAUGCAGUCAAGAUCUGUAAGAGCAGAGCUAAAGAAUCCCAGCAGUAUUAUCACAGUUUGGCCAUUCGCCAGAGCUUGGCUAUUCAUUUCAACAUACAGCAGGAUUGUGGCCACUUUCUGGCAGAUGUACCUGUUCGUCUCCUUCCAUGGGAAGAUCCCAAUUCACCUGAAGAAGAGGAUGAGGCUGAACAGAAAAGCGGAGAGAGCCUCUCUUCGGUGGAUGUUUCCCAGGACAGUCCAGGUCUCCAAAGCACCAUCAGUAAGCAGCGCAGCAGAGUUGUUGUUAUUACCCGGGAGGUUCCCUACCUAUCAGUGGCCGAUUUUGUGCGAAAUUCUGUGGAGCACCACUCUAGAUGUCCCGAUUUGUAUGAAAGACAAGUGUGCCUACUACUCUUACAGUUGUGUUCCGGUCUAGAGCACCUAAAACCCUAUCACAUCACCCACUGCGAUCUGCGUUUGGAGAAUCUUUUGCUAGUAGGCUGUCGGCCAAGCAAAAGCCUUCUGAACCCUGACUCGGCGGAGCUCAACUCCAGUGCUGCUUGCCCCACCCGGCUUUUGGUGAGCAAUUUCUCCCAAGCCAAGCAAAAGAGUCAUAUGGUGGAUCCGGAGAUUCUGAAGGACCAGUCUCGCCUCGCCCCAGAAAUCAUCACCGCCAUGCAGUAUAAGAAAUGUGACGAGUUCCAGACUGGCAUCCUCAUUUACGAAAUGUUGCACCUGCCCAACCCUUUUGAUGAGAAUCCAGAGCUGAAAGAGAAAGAAUACACUUGGGCUGACCUACCCCAAGUCCCUCGCCGGUCACUUUAUUCCCUGGGGCUUCAGAAGCUGGCUGCUUGCCUGCUAAACCCCAACCCAUCCGAAAGGAUCCUGAUCUCUGAAGCCAAGGGCGUCCUCCAGUGUUUGCUUUGGGGUCCUCGGGAGGAUUUGUUUCAGAGUCUCAGGGCCUCUGCUAAACCUUCCCAAAGGGAGGCCGUGCUCCAAAACUGGCUGGACAUCAAACGGACCCUGUUGAUGAUUAAGUUUGCCGAAAAGUCUUUGGACAAGGAAUGUCAAGUCAGCCUUGAAGACUGGCUUUGUUGUCAGUAUCUGGCUUUUGCCACUAUAGACUCGCUCAGUUGCAUAGUGAAAAUUAUGCGGCAGCAUUAGUUUCCUAGGAGUGGUUGCUUCACUUGGAUAAGCCCAAAUCCUUUCCUUCGCACAAAUUUCAUGCUGGGUUAACAUUCUUAUCUAGGUCUUGAGGUCACCAGCACUGAGCAAACAGAUUUGGACAGGAAGUUCCUUUUCCAGUCUUGCAUGCAUGGGAGAGGUCUGAAAACCAUCACACCGCUGUGAGUGGGCGAGGAAGGUGAAAAUGUAGUAAGGAAGCCAUUAUUUCUGAUAUGCUUGUUCUGAAGCAGAGUAGCUAUAAUGACUGCAAACAGAAAUGAGUCAUCCCCAAUCGAGCACCAAAAUCUAAAAAAAAUACGACCUCCCGACCCUCUGAUCUUUGUCAGUUUAUUCAUUUUUUAAUCCAAUUUACUAGACACAUUUCCCGGAUGCAUAGCUUUUACAAGAUUUGGGGAGAGAGUCACAUUCUUGAUCUAGGAGAUUGACAGCAGUGAUUUAAUUGUACUCACUGCCUCCUGAAUAAUUAUCUUUAUAACAGAAAAAAAAACAGAUUGUAGAAUUGAGGGGUGGAAGAAUAGGGGUGGUUUUCCCACUCAGAUUUAGCCUCUGUCCACACCCUUUCCCUGAGUUCUCUGUAAAUGUAUUUUUCCUUUAUUUUGUCAUUUUUUAAUCUGAUUUUUUUCAGAUUUAGUCAUCACCUCAAUAUACUGCCAACUACUUCCUUUAAUGCAGCGAGCAGGUUCAGUUAAGAUUAUUGAUGAAGUGUUAACUCAUAAUGUUGCUAACGAUGUGCAGCAUAAGAACCUAAGGGCAACUGAAGCCCACACAUAUUUUUAAAAAAUUGUCCUUGUAUUCUUACCCAGUUGAUGUGUAUAUUAAAUCAAGGGUUGGUUGCUUUUUGAAAAGUAUUCAGUAUUGCACUGCCAUUUUCCAAAGCAAAGUGAAAGCCAGCUACGCUGACAGCUGCAAAUAUUUCUUAAAGCUCAGCUUGGUGUGAUAAAGUAAGCUGCACAGCUAGAGAUAGGCUUUCCGCAGCCAUGGUUCUGGGAAGGAAAUGGUCACAGGAGCAAAUACAGUGUGAGUUCUCUGAGAGCUGAUUGUUUGGGCAGACACAAUUAAAUUGUGCCCUAUUGCAGUUUCCUUUGGAAUUGACUUCAUAGCUGCUAUCAGGAUUUUUAAGUGAUUACUUUUGAAAUUCCAAAAUUGUAGAGCUAUCACUGAUUCUUACUGAUUCUGAAGAUGUUUUUGCACAUGAAGGUGACUUUAAUAGAGAAAUAUAACUGCCUGAAGGUGUGUUUGGCCUUUAGACCUCUCUCCUGGCUUCCUUAAACCAUCACCUGGCCUUUUCCUGCAGAGACCGUUUAAUCCCACUGUAUCUAAUCUGUCUGCUCAGUAUGGUUAGGGUUGCUUGAAUUAGCUCUGAAACAGAGGAGCUGCUGACCAGUAUUGAAUUCCCAAAUCUGGGGAUGUUUGUUGGAACAUGGAUAGCUCUUGUGUUGAGCCUGUGCUUCUCUUCUGGAUAUAUGUGCAAUUUUUGGAUAUAUUAUAUGAAAAACUGUUUAUGUUUACGUUACAUGACAGAUGUAACCAUAUAUUAGACCUGCCUUCCCUUUUUUUCUUACAAGGCACAUAGAUGCACAAAGUUGUGUGUUUUUCUAUGGAUUGGUGUUUCUGUUUCUUUGUUGUUAAACUGUGACUGAUGUGUUUACUUCAGCCUUUGAGACAAAUAGCCACUUUGAACAGAACAUUGCAGGUUUGGACCAGAAAUUAAAAGAUAAUCUGCAGAAACUA